Plasmodium inui San Antonio 1 is the source of this 3714-nucleotide messenger RNA. RefSeq lists its product as hypothetical. Gene Ontology annotation, biological process: protein import into nucleus. Gene Ontology annotation, cellular component: nuclear envelope; cytosol. NCBI's taxonomy places the organism in Eukaryota, Apicomplexa, Aconoidasida, Haemosporida, Plasmodiidae. The coding region runs from base 1 to 3714 and encodes 1237 amino acids. The record is from RefSeq and is a predicted model, not a curated record. The transcript has a single exon. Gene Ontology annotation, molecular function: small GTPase binding.
AUGAACACCAUCCUGAGUAUGGAGAAGCUGUGUGAAGUGUUGGAAGGAUCCAUCAGCGCGUCUAAGGAGAAGAGGACGCAAUCCGAGGAAUACCUAAAGCAGGUGUGCAAAGUGGAGGGGUACAUAAAUGUAAUCCUAAACAUCGUGAAGAGUGCCAACUUAGUGGACGACAACAUAAGGAUUUCAGCUCUCAUCUUCUUAAAAAACACCAUAAAAAAUAACUAUGAGACACUGAAGAAGGAAGAGAUCUGUGGGUUGACGAAGGACAUAUAUGAAAGUUUCCUCUACCUUGAAAUGAAGGAUAAGCAGAUUUACAUGCAGCUGUUUGAAAUAAUGAAGGUGCUAAUACACAAUAGCUUUCCAGAUCACUUUGUCAUUCUGGAUAAUAUCCUUAAUGAUGUUAACCAGAGGAAGGAUGUGAGGAGACUGUACGUGAGUCUGUACUGCUUGAAGUUAAUUUUUAAAAAAUUAAAAAUAAAAAAAAAGAAAAACAAUGAAUUGUACACAGAAAUGCUGAACAAGUAUUUUUACCCACUCAUUAAUUGCCUUUACGAUUUAAGCUCCGUUGAUAUCAACAGCAACGAAGUGUGUGAAAUACUCUGCAUCAUUUGCAAAAUAUAUCAUUAUGUGAAUGACAACUUUUUCAUUAACGAAGUGAUCAUUCUGGAGUAUAUGGACAAUUACUUUAGUCUCUUCGAUUUUAUCCUCAAAAAUGAAAUUGUCGUCUCCAACUACGUGGAGGAUGAGAGUUACUUGAAAACCUUGCCACAAUACAAGUGCAAGAGGGUCGUUUUAGACAUCGUGACUCGACUCUUCUCUAGAUAUGUGAAUACAAAUUACAACAAAUGCAAUAACGAAAUUACGGAGAAAUUCUGUCAGGCAUUUUUGAACAAAUGGCUAUGCCCCUUCUUCGAAGAUCUCAUCAUCAUCCUGCAGAAUUAUCACAAAAAUAAGAAGACGCUAACUGAUGAAUGCUUGGUCUACGUUCUGCAGGGACUAUCUUACGGAGUUGAAAAUGCCCUUAUCUACAAAAACUACAUAAAAAAUAACUUUGAAUUUUUGGUCAGGAAUGUUAUCUUCCCCCUUCUCUGCUACAACGAUGAUGAUAUAGAGAAGUUCCUUUGCGACCAGUAUGACUUUACCAUGAACAUUUUUAACACCUACAUUGUGGAGGAUAAAAGAGUCAGCGCUACGUCUUUCAUUAAAGAUUUGACUCGCUACCGGGGAUCGAAACACAUCUCGGAGUUAUUUAACCUCUGCGAGAAUGUCAUCACUACGUAUAAUCAGAAUUACCAUUUGGUGUAUAGCAAAUUUACCGCUCCGGGAAACCAGGACGAAGCCAUGCUGGAAGAAUUGCUUCGAAACGAGUUCUGCAAAUAUAAGUAUGGCGCGUUGAAAAUCUUGGAAUGCCUCUACAGCCGACUGUGCGAUAAGAAGAGGAACAUGAACAUCGAGCAGUUUCUAAAAACGUAUGUAGAAAAUGAUCUGAAUAACCCUAACCAUUUAGUUUGUUACCAGUCCAUCGUCACCUACUGUUGCUUCAUUAAAAAGGUGCAACACUUUAACGAUGUGAAUGCCCUCGUCAAGAACUACGAGUUUGUUCUAAAUCACAUAGGUAGCCCGAGCCUACUCAUCCGGGUAGCCAGUGCGUCCUACAUAAAAAAAUUCUUCAAAAUAAAAAAUGACUACCUGAAAAGUGUGAUUAUCAAGUCUAUUCCUAUUCUUAUUGAGCGUUUACUCAACGUCAUUAAAGAGGUCAAAUGUGAGUACAUCGUCAUGACGCUGGACAAUUUGGCGUACACCUACAAAGACUACAUAACACCGUAUGUUAACGACGUGGUUAUUACCCUUUGCACCAGUUUUGUUUUUCUUAUUAACAAGAAGGAUGAGGAGAGUGCGCACAACUCGCUGGAGAAUAACCUGAGGCAUAACCCACACCUGGCCAGUCAAACACAAGGGAGUACACUUAGAAACGAUAGGUACUCCCUCAUGAAUGACGAUGAAUACACCGUGACAAAGAAGGAGAAGAAAACGGAGAAUGAAGAGUUAGACCUAAACUCAGUUAUUCUGUCCAUCCUGACGGCCAUUUUGAGUCUACUCGAUUCAGUGGAUGAAGGAAACAAAGAACAGAUUUACAAAAACACAAUGUCGUACCUUUACGUUGUGGUAGACGAAACGUUUAAGUCGCCCUCCAUCGAUUAUCUUGAGGAAGCACUCUCCUUGCUGACGAACAUUACCUACUACCUAGAGAUAGACAACGACGUGUACCUCCGCUUCGAAAAGUUGUAUGACAUUUUCUACUUCAACACGGAUGACAAUUUAAAGAUGCAAGAAUUAAACUGUAUUCGAAAUAAUCCCCAACUGAUUUUAAGCACCGAUUUGAUACUCUCCGAUAAGAACACGGAUGUAUACUUUUACGACUUCAUCUUCGACCUGUCCUUCAGCAUAGGUGUCUUCGACAACAUCAUCUCAAAAGCGACGCAGCAGUUUGUCAAUCUGUACAGUGAGAGGUACGGAAUGAAGUAUAUCCACAUGGUAUACCGAUUGGGUAUAUUCGCCCUGCACUCCAAAAUAGUGAAAGAUAGCUGUAAGUUGUUCUUUAUUUUGUUCGAGGCAACGGUGAAGAUUAGGGGAGUCGACGAACUGGUCCUCCCGAUCCUCACUACGUAUUCCAUGAAGCUAUUUAAGCACGACGAGGCAUCCGCCCUGAUGAACCAGAAGAAGAAAAAAAAGGAACUCUCCAUGGAAGGCACCAAUCAGAAUGGUAAUCAGAAAGGGGAUGAGGACGAUGGAGCGGAAAGCAUAUGCAGCGAGUAUGAUGAAGACAUCCUCAGCAAAACCAGCAUUGAGUAUAUUAAGAAGCUCUUCUACUCUAUCAUCAUAUAUGAUGUGAAUCAGUUCUUCCUCUUUUUUAACAACACGAAUAGGACAAACUACAUCCUGUCCUUGCUAUCCAACCUUGACGACGUCCAAAUGAACAACACGAGGAAGCUGUAUAUUCUUGCCAUGAGCAGCAUCCUGGAUAAUAUGCACAACGCCGAUAUAAGCAUGCACAUCGGGGAGGCAAACUCAUUUAUCCUAAAUAUUGUCAAUGUGGCCAAGGUGUACUACGAGAAUAAGAAUGAGCAGAAGGAGUCAUCGGAAAAGUCCUUCGAUUCAGAGUCUUCCUCAGGAGACGAAAAUAGCGAAGUGGACAUUGACGAAAAUGAAGAUGCCACGAAUGAUAAGGCUUUCAAAUUAAUUAAAACAAUUGAAGCGUUGGAAAAAAAAAAUGACUUAAAAAUUAAGUUAAAGGAAAAUGUAAAUCUCAACAAAUUGGAUGAUCUGGCGAACCAGCAACACACAAACAACUCUGCUUCUGGACAAAACAGAAGCGAUAACAACUCGUUCAGCCACAAAGAUAUGUUGAAGCAGUUCACUACUAAUGAGCAAAUUUUACAGCAAGGAAACGCACGUAGGCAUCAUCAAGAUGAUGAAGGCGACGAUGACGACGAUGAUGAUGACGAUGAUGAUGACGACGACUGCUCAGAUUACAGCAACGAUGAAUACAGAAAGGGAUUCUUCGACGAUAUCAAUGCUUUCAAAAUUCUGUACGACACCACCUCCAGCUUUUACACGAAGUACGAAAGUGUUUACAAUGGUGAUAUUCUGGGGAAGAUUAAAUACCUCGUGGACGCUGACCUCAGCGCGCAGAUGCAGAACCCCACCAACUGA